This is a messenger RNA of Daphnia carinata, 539 nucleotides long. RefSeq names its product pro-resilin-like. Gene Ontology annotation, cellular component: extracellular matrix. Bases 71 to 448 code for a protein of 125 amino acids. The transcript is spliced from 3 exons. NCBI's taxonomy places the organism in Eukaryota, Metazoa, Arthropoda, Branchiopoda, Diplostraca, Daphniidae. The record is from RefSeq and is a predicted model, not a curated record.
UAUAAAGAACGGACAUACUGAUCAAAAAUCACCAGUCUUCUACUAGGCAACUUCACCUCAACUACUCAGCAUGCAGCUUGGUGUUUUUCUUUUUGCUAUUUUCGUCGUGGCCACCGCCGCUUCACCCAAGUCUAAUGAUUACAAAGACAACUACGAAUACGCUCCGGCUCAAUAUGAAUUUGGCUAUGGAGUAAAGGACGACUAUGCUUACGUCGAUUUUGGUCACAACGAGAACCGAAAUGGCGACAACACCAAGGGACAGUACAACGUCGUCCUACCAGACGGCCGUCGCCAGGUCGUCAACUAUUACGUCGACGGUUACUCUGGUUACGUCGCUGAUGUCAAGUACGAAGGAGACUACAAACCGGCCUACUCCGCCGACUACAAGCCUGCCUACAAGCCAGCGCCUAAGGCAACCUACUCUCCUUCCUACAAACCGACUUAUUAAGAAAUUUUAGAUACUUAUUUAUCAUGAGCAGUUACUGUAUGUAUCAAUGAAAUAAAAAAUACGGCGUUUCGUAAAUGCCAAGAAAAGUGUA